AUGACAACGACAACAAGAAAAACAACAUUCUCCCCGCCCGCCACCGUGAUCACCCGCUCCCCGUGGCACUCCCCGGUGCCCUACCUCUUCGGCGGCCUCGCCGCCAUGCUGGGGCUCAUAGUGUUUGCUUUACUGAUUCUCGCAUGCUCCUACUGGAAGCUCUCCGGCCGCAUGCAGGAGGAGAGCGAGCGCGACCUCGAGGCCGGCGACCAGAAGCCGGAGAACUCGCCGGUGAAGGACUUUCCGGCGCCGUUUGAGGAGAAGAUUGUGGUGAUCAUGGCCGGAGAUGUGAAGCCCACGUUCUUGGCGACUCCGGUGGUGAGUAACAAAGUGUGCGUGGUCGAGAAAGUCGGGGAGAGUGAGAAAACGACGCCGGAAAAGUCGCCGGAGCAACGGGAACGGGAACGGGAACAAGAAACGGGGAGUCAAGAGAGUUGA
Messenger RNA from Daucus carota subsp. sativus, 438 nucleotides. RefSeq names its product protein GLUTAMINE DUMPER 3-like. NCBI's taxonomy places the organism in Eukaryota, Viridiplantae, Streptophyta, Magnoliopsida, Apiales, Apiaceae. The transcript has a single exon. Gene Ontology annotation, biological process: regulation of amino acid export. The coding region runs from base 1 to 438 and encodes 145 amino acids. The record is from RefSeq and is a predicted model, not a curated record.